This is a messenger RNA of Solanum lycopersicum (tomato), 2355 nucleotides long. The record is from RefSeq and is a predicted model, not a curated record. Lineage: Eukaryota; Viridiplantae; Streptophyta; Magnoliopsida; Solanales; Solanaceae.
AAAAAAAAUCUAAUAAGUGGCACCAAGAUACAAUCAUAAAGUUAUAAUAUAUAUUUGUAAAAGAAUUCAACCUUAACACCAUAACGCUGGCAUUGUUCUAUAUUUUUUCGCUUAAAUAAUUUUAUUUAAAUAUUACUUUUUGGGCUAAAAAUUGGAUAUUAACGCACUAAUCAGGCCUAUUUUUUUUGUUUUAUUGUGGCCCAAUACUCUUUUUUCUCUCUCUUAAUAAUAAAGAAAUUAUCUGCCGUCACAAGUCAAUCUCCUGCAGCCCCACUCUCUAUAGGUUAGCAAAAUUAUGCUCCAUUAAUUUUGGCUCUCUACUUCUUUAUUAUAAUGUAGAAAUCACUGCUUUUGUGUGUGUAAUUGUGUGAAAUAUGACAUUGUAUUAUCAGGAAUUCCUUAUAUUAGUUCUUUUGUUGAUCAAGUAGUUAUGAAAUUACUAUAGAUACUAUAUAAUUUUUCGACGAAGAACAUUGUCAUUUAUUUCAACUCUUCAAUAUAUUGAUCAUAAGUGAAUAUUCAUACGUACCCUUGUUAACCUUGUCAUUACUUUUAGAUUUAAUAGACUUAAAACCUGAUUUCCACCAAGAAAAUGUAGAUAUUGUUUUUGAAUUUUACAAUUAUGAUUUCGUGUAAAUAAUUGAGUUAAACUUAAAAAUUUGUAAGUUACUAAGUUCGGCCUGAACAUGAUCCUGAUCUUAGUUUUCCCAUAUCCAGGAACUAAUCGUCGUGGAAUAUCAUUGUUAAAAAGGUUAUGCAUGUGAAAUCCCUUCUUAAAAAAAGUGGCUAUUUUGUUCUGCCUCCAAUGGCUUGAAGGGUUACCAUUAUAUAGAUUUAUAUAACAACCAGAAAGACUUUGUUUGUUGUUGAUGAUCUUUUAAUUCAGCUGUUUCAUGGUUAACCUGACUGUGACCUGUUGCUUAAGGUAAUUUGAUCCGAUACGAUACGAUGGGAGGAAAUUCAGUCAGUGAUGAUUGGGAGUUUAUUGGGAAUGAAACUCAGACACUACUUAUGAUUGGGUGUAUAGGUGAAGGAAAAAGUGCCACAGGCAAUAGCAUUCUUGGUAGAAAUGCAUUCCAGUUGAGGUCUAGCUCUGGGGCUGUUACAGGAACUUGUGAGAUUCAAAGGACUCGAUUAGAAGAUGGACAGAUUCUUGAUGUUAUCGAUACCCCUGGAUUUUGUUUUACAGCUGAAUCUGGAAUAGUUGGAAAAGAAAUUGGUAAAUGCAUUGAUUUGGCUGAUGCUGGUGUCCACGCUGUUCUUUUUGUUUUGUCUGUACGAACUAGCUUUUCAAAAGAAGAACAGGCUGCUAUCCAGUACUUUAAGAAGCUCUUCGGGACCAAAAUUACUGAUUACAUGAUUGUGGUCUUCACUGGAGGGGAUAAGCUCGAAGAUAAUGACUCUUUGAAUGAUCACUUAGAUCAUUCCUGCCCCGAGGAUUUAAAGGAAGUUCUUAAGAUGUGUGGGAAUAGACAAGUGCUUUUCGACAAUAAAACUGAAGAUCCAGCGAAGAAAGCUAAACAAUUCAGUGAACUUAUUUUCCAUGUGAAUAUGGUUGUAGAAACAACCGGUGGAAAACCAUAUACGAGUAACUUAUUUGAGGAAGUAAAGAAGAUGAAGCUUCGUAAUGACUCAUUGGAGGUUAGUUCUAUGCUCGGAGAUUUAAAGGAAGGGGUAACUGAGUUGAAGGAAAAACUGCGGAGGUUCUCUUUAGUGGAGCAAAAAAGGCGAAUAACUAAAAUGGUUGAAUCUAACAUGAACAAGACUAUGCAUAGUCUUGAAAAGCAGUUGGAGGAAGAGCGUACUGCUCGUUUAGAGGCAGAAAAAGAAAUUCGUGAAUUGAAAGAUAGCUUAGAGAAAGCUCAAAGAGAGACUGAGGAGCUCACAGUCAAAACUCGCUCUUACAGCUGCUACAAAUGUCGAAGACAUGUCUCAUUUCACGAUGAUAUCAUCUCUACCAACUUCCAGUCAAAGAAUAGCAAGGCUUUCCUUUUUGCUCAUGUGAGAAAUGUUGUUGUUGGAACCUAUGAACAAAAACGUCUCACAACUGGUCUCCACACAAUUGCUGACAUACACUGUGUGGAUUGCAACGAGGUAUUGGGCUGGAAGUAUGAAAGAACUGUUGAGCCAUCGCAGAAGUACAAGGAAGGGAAAUUCGUACUCGAGCUAUGCAAAAUUGUUAAAGACAAUUGGUAACUCAUAACCAGAGUCUUUUUUAUUUUAUAUGUUAGUACUUUGAUGCAAGUAUUUUUUCUCCGUUUCUGAGCUUUCGCACUACCUAACUUUCCAUCAGAAUUAUCAACCAUCCGUAUUGCUACUUUCAUUUCACGUUAUAACAUCUUUUGUUCCUCAUAA